UUGCGGCAGCAGGGAGAGCUCGAGGAGAAAGCAAGCGAAGAACGUCGCCGCCUCGCGAGCCCUUUCCCCCGCAAUAAUCCGCGGAUUUUCGCCACUUCGGGCGCAUCGACCCCCGCGGCGUUGUCGUAUCCCCGCUUGGCGUCGUGAAUGAGCUUGUGUCCGACGUUUCCCAAGCGCGAGUCGCCACCUUGAUGCGGCGGGAUGGCCACAGUGCCGCCUGGGCCUAGUAGCGCACUGCCCGCAUCCCCGGCUGAAAGUGCCCCUUUCCCCGGGGCUGGGGCCGAGGACGGAGGGCCGCGUCGCCCCGGGGAGGACUCCGCGUCCGGAAAACCGCUCGCCCAAGACGAGAAGACGGUCAAGAAGAAGCCGAAAAACAUGCUAACUCGAGCUAGCCCACCGGCGUUGCACCUGAAAAUGCCAGCCGGGGAACAGCAGCAGCAGCUCAACGGUUUGGCCGCUAGCCCCGCGGAGGAGCCUGGGGGAGCACCGGCGGACGGCUGUGACAGCGGCGACGACGACGACGGGACCCCGAACUGCCAACGUGAAGGCCCUCGCUCCAAAAACGGCCGCCACUCGCCGCUUGUUAACAAUAGCAUGAACGGAAUGCCGGCCCGGACGAGAACUCAGGCGGCGACGCUCGCUUCCGAGAGCUCCGGAGACUCGGAACAGCCGCAGCCGCCCUCGGACGAGCUCGCCCGGCUGGAGUUGGGCAGCUUGCCGGGGGAAGAGACCCAUGACAUUUGUUACGUGCGCUACGAGUCCGAGCUACAGAUGCCGUGGAUCAUGAGACUGAUCACCAAGGACUUGUCUGAGCCUUACUCCAUUUACACGUACAGGUACUUCAUCCAUAACUGGCCGCAGCUUUGCUUCCUGGCCAUGGUGAAGCAAGAGUGCGUCGGCGCUAUCGUGUGUAAGCUGGACAUGCACAAGAAGAUGUUCCGGCGCGGCUACAUCGCCAUGCUAGCCGUCGACUCCAAACACAGAAGGAAAAGCAUCGGUACUAAUCUGGUCAAGAAGGCCAUCUACGCCAUGGUGGAGGGCGACUGCGACGAGGUGGUCCUGGAGACGGAAAUCACCAACAAGUCCGCGUUAAAGCUAUACGAGAAUUUAGGUUUUGUUCGAGACAAGCGGCUCUUCAGAUACUACCUGAACGGCGUGGACGCGCUCAGGCUCAAACUGUGGCUACGUUGAUGUGGCCCCGUGACCCGCAAGAGGGACGGACAGACUGUCGAGCCUGCCUAAUUUACACAUACACACAAAUACGUAUGCAUCCAUACACGCACAUACACUAUUCUUACUCUCCAGAUUUUCCAUGAAGGCCCCACUUUCUCCCAUCAUGAAAAUUAAUGGAGGCGGCGAGGAGGUUUCCAGAGUCUCUGGACGACCUUGAUGAUGUUUUUCGACCUUCAGACUUUUGGCGAGGACGCACGUACGCCCGGACGGAAGAAAAACAAGUAAGCGAGGGGCUCCGAAGCCCCUCGAACUUAACGGUGGAGUUUAUUUUUGUGUUUUUUUUUUUUUUUUGUUUUUUUUUUAAAUCCUCGUUGGGGUCAAAACUGCAUACGUACACGCGUGUGCGUUUGACUGCCUGUUUGCGUGUGCGUGGAAGUUUCCUAUGUUUAUGAGUUCCCCUUUACGUCCACUUGGUGGUGCUGUUUCCGCCGUCACGUCUCCCGAGGACCGAAGCCUGUGUCGAGUUUAUUUUCUUGUUUGCGUGUUCCGAAUCACUCCACGAGCACCUCAAAGCUUACCUCCACUUUUAAACAGCUGAUUUUUCAUUUUUUUGGACAAAGUCCUGCCAUCUCCCACACGUUGAAAUGCACUGCCAACACCCGCCAAGGCCCCAAAAAAAAGUCAUACAAAUUGAAUCCAAUUGUGUAACUAUGCAGAUACACACCGAUGUUCCGCGUCACGUGCGCUUCAAAAAUUGUUCAUCUCAGACAAAAAUCUGCAUGACACUUCUUAAAGAAAACUGCGCUGUUUUGCUUUUUCCUUUAAAACAACAAACGUCAAAUGCACUUGUUUGGGAAUUGUGGUGUGUUUGUCCUAUUUUCACUUCAGGUUUUCAUCUUGAUUAGUUUGUUUGUAGUUGACUUGAAAAGAGACGAAGGUUUUUCAUUGACGUUUCCACUUGAUAGAAAUAAAACACAAUUUACUUUUGUGUUAAGGACGUUAAAAUAUAAUCUCAAUUUACCUCCGUGAAGUUAACUUACCUCCGUGAUUGCCCCCCCCCCCCCCCCAUCAGACGCAAAUUUUAAGAAAAAAUUUGUAAUUCUGUGCUGCUAUCGUUUUUGAGGUAUCAAUUAUUCUUUUAUAGGUCAAUCUGAGGUCAACCAGCCCCCCAGUUUGAUUAAAAAUGGCUAAAAAUUUCAAUAAAAAAGUUUCAGUCAUUUGUGCUGCAAAUUUUUUUUUGCGUUGCUAUCGUGUUUGUGUGACGAUGUCGCGCUCAUUUAUUGCAAAAUGGACCCGAAAUGGUACAUUCUUUUAUGCUACGUUUGUGCUGUAAAAUGUUUGAUUUUGAUAUCAUUUUACAGAUAUUCGAGUGAUGACGUCAAUCGCUGCACCGCCGUCUUCGCUGACUAAGCGUCCCAACCCUCGCAAUAACGGAGGGGUGUCACAAGUAGUGCAAAAGAAUUGCACCCCUUUGGAUCCAUUUUGCAGUAAAUGGGGGGGCUUGAGAUAUUAAUUUCGAGUGAUGACAUGACUCGCAGCCCACCCAUUCCUGCAUAAUGGACCGGAAUUGGUGCAAGUGGAAGAUGAUGAUGAUAGACAUAUUUUAAAAAGAAUGGAUUUCCAAAUGUUGCUAUGACGUACAGUUGUGGUCAAAUGUUUACAUACACUUGUGAAGAACAUAAUGUCAUGGCUCUCUUGAGUUUCCAGUUAUUUCUACAACUCAGAUUUUUCUCCGAUAGAGUGAUUGGAACAGAUACUUCUUUGUCACAAACAUUCGUGAAGUUUGGUUCUUUUAUGAUUUUAUUAUGGGUUAACAGAAAAAGUGAUGAAAUCUGCUGGGUCAAAAAUAUACAUACAUGGAUCUGAAAAAGCGAAUCAUUGACUUGAACAAG
Messenger RNA from Corythoichthys intestinalis (scribbled pipefish), 3065 nucleotides. It is a transcript of the gene naa30, whose product is annotated as N-alpha-acetyltransferase 30, NatC catalytic subunit. Gene Ontology annotation, molecular function: protein-N-terminal amino-acid acetyltransferase activity. The transcript is spliced from 4 exons. Gene Ontology annotation, cellular component: NatC complex. Lineage: Eukaryota; Metazoa; Chordata; Actinopteri; Syngnathiformes; Syngnathidae. The coding region runs from base 202 to 1191 and encodes 329 amino acids. The record is from RefSeq and is a predicted model, not a curated record. Gene Ontology annotation, biological process: N-terminal peptidyl-methionine acetylation.